Messenger RNA from Epinephelus moara (kelp grouper), 3905 nucleotides. RefSeq names its product X-ray repair complementing defective repair in Chinese hamster cells 5 (gene xrcc5). Lineage: Eukaryota; Metazoa; Chordata; Actinopteri; Perciformes; Serranidae. The coding region runs from base 233 to 2410 and encodes 725 amino acids. Gene Ontology annotation, cellular component: Ku70:Ku80 complex; nucleus. Gene Ontology annotation, biological process: DNA recombination; cellular response to X-ray; cellular response to gamma radiation. Gene Ontology annotation, molecular function: DNA helicase activity; telomeric repeat DNA binding; double-stranded DNA binding. The transcript has 21 exons. The record is from RefSeq and is a predicted model, not a curated record.
AAGACACCACGAAUGACAUCAUUACAGCUUGAUACAGGCGCGGUAUGUUUCGGUAAACAGGUGUAUAGCUAAUACAGUGUGCAGACAAUAACAACAGCUCCUGUGACGCUCUCGAAGAACUGCGGAACAAUUAUCACCGGAACCAGGAACUACGUUGUUCCUGCGGUUCACAGUUUCUGUCCGGAGCCAUAACAGUGUGACACACAACCUUUGAAAGAGGGAAAAACAGAAAAUGGCAGGUUCCAAAUCAGCACUGGUGUUGUGUAUGGAUGUGGGGUUCUCCAUGUCCAACUCUGCCCCGGGUGAAGAGCCCCCCUUUGAACUGGCCAAAAAAGUCAUCCAGAAGUUUGUCCAGCGGCAGGUCUUUUCAGAGAGCAAGGAUGAGCUGGCUUUAGUCCUGUUUGGCACAGACUCCACGAAGAACCCACUGGACCAGGAUGACCAGUACCAGAACAUCACCGUGCAUCGUAAUCUUAUGAUCCCCGACUUUGAGCUUCUGGAGGAAAUAGCAAAUCAGAUCCAUCCAGAGAGUCAGCAGGCUGAUUGGCUGGAUGCUCUUGUUGUGUGCAUGGAUCUCCUUCAGACAGAAACAAAGGGGAAGAAAUGUGAUCGCCUCAACAUUGCCCUCCUGACCGACCUCAGCACUCAGGUCAGCUCAGAGCAGCUGGACGUUAUCAUUGAAAACCUGAAACAAGCUGGCAUCACCCUGCAGUUCUUUUUGCCUUUCCCUGCGGAGGACGAUGAAGAGGGUGGUGGAGAUGCGGAUGGAAGAGGCCCUGGUCACCCCGGCACAGGCAAAGGUCUGUCCAGGGAACAGAAGAGUGGCCUGGACAUGGUGAAACACAUCAUGCUAAGCCUGGAUGAGGAGGACGGCCUGGAUGAAAUUUACUCCUUCCGGAAUGCACUUGAGCAGCUGUGCAUGUUCAAGCGUAUCGAAAGGAGACCCAUGGCCUGGCCCUGUCAGCUGACCAUCGGCAGCUGUCUGUCUAUCCGAAUUGUUGGAUACAAAGCAGUGACAGAAGAGAGAUUGAAGAAAACAUGGACAACAGUUGACGCUCAAACCAAUCGGAAAGACGACGUGCAGAGAGAGACCGUCUACUGUCUGGAUGAUGACAAUGAGACGGAGGUGCAGAAGGAUGAUACCAUCCAAGGUUUCCGUUAUGGAAGUGAUAUUGUUCCCUUCUCCAAAGUGGAUCAAGACCAGAUGAAAUACAAGCAUGAUGGGAAGUGCUUUGCGGUUCUCGGCUUCACCAAACAAAACAUGGUACAACGCCAUCAGUUCAUGGGGAGUCAAGUUGUUAAGAUGUUUUCUGGCAAGGACGAUGAGCAUGCAGCAGUUGCGAUGUCUGCUCUCAUCAGAGCGCUGGAUGAACUCAACAUGGUGGCCAUUGUGCGUUACACCUAUGACCGGCGCAGCAACCCUCAAGUAGGAGCAGCCUUUCCGUGCAUCAAGCCAGGCUAUGAGUGUCUGAUCUACGUCCAGCUGCCGUUUAUGGAAGACCUCAGACAGUUCACAUUUCCUUCUCUUGAAAACAACAAAAAGAUCACACCAUCAGACACCCAGCUGUCUGCUGUGGACUCUCUCAUUGACUCCAUGAUGUUGGUGGAGAAGGACGAUAAUGACGAACAAAAGGACAUAUUCAAGGUCCACCACAUUCCCAACCCUGCCUUCCAGAGGCACUUCCAGUGUCUGCACCAUCGGGCAGUGAGCCCAGGCACCCCUCUUCCACCCAUGGAGCCAUGGUUGAAGGCGGCUCUUGAGUGCCCUCAGGUCAUUACUGAACGUUGCCAGGCUCAGCUAGAAGAGAUGAAGAGGAAAUUUCCUCUCACAGAAGUGGAGAAGAAAAAGAAGCCUAAGACUAGUGCUCAGAUUUUUGGCAAAGACUCAGAGGAGCCAGAUGCCAAGAAGGCAAAAGGAGACGAGGAGGAGGAGGAGUAUAGCCUGGCUGACAUUGCCGAGGGCUCUGUUACUUCGGUGGGAAGUGUGGAUCCAGCCAGAGACUUCCGCACUCUGAUCAAGAAAAAGAGUCUUCCAUUCGGAGAGGUCUGUCAGCAACUGACUCACAGGAUAGAGCAGUUGCUUAGCAACAAGAACACACACUACUACAUGAAAAGCAUCACCUGUAUCCAGGCUUUUAGAGAGCAGUCCGUCAAGCUGGGGGAUGCCAGUCUGUACAACGACUACCUCCAGUCCCUGAAAAGAAGCAUCCCAAACAGAGGGCUGGAGGACUUCUGGGACCUGCUUGUUCAAGAUGUAAUAACUCUGAUCAGUAAGGAUGAGGUUGAAGGAAGCACCGUGUCCAAAAGUGAAGCUAAUCAGUUUCUGGUUACUGAGGAGAAGAAAGAAGAGGUGGCUGCACCGCCAGCUGAAGAUACUGGAGAUGUUGAUGACUUGCUGGACAUGAUGUAAGAAGGGAGGCAAUGGGAGUGUCUGCAGUGGACAUGCAGAGAAUCAAGAAGAAUGCAAUCAUUCAGCUCAGCCAGACCAAACCAAUUCAGCUGUCCAUUGUCCUGCCUCCCACUUGGGGACCACUGAUACUCUUAACUGGUGAUACUGAGUAACUGCAUACAUACUGCACAGAGCGGUGUUUGACUUAGAUAACGUUUACUCCAGAACUGUAUCGAGGAAUUCACAAACACUCAUGCAAAUACUGUACAUUAAGGGAUUUAGAUUUUUUUUGUCUGAAGGGUCCAGUAUGUAGGACUUUGGGGCGUCUAUGGGCAGAAAUUAAAUAUAAUAUUCAUAACUAUGUUUCCAUUAGUUUAUAAUGACAUGAAUUAAGAAAUGUUGCUGUUUAUUCUUACUGUUUCUACAGUAGCCCAGAAUGGACAAACCAAACACUGGCUCUAGAGGGGGUCUUUCACAUUUUUAUGUUAGGUCAUUGUAGGUUGUACUAGAUGCUUUAAAAAGUAAGGGGUGAGGGGAGGGGUAUUCAGUUGGUUGCAAUGUGCUGCCUCACCACUAGAUGCCAGUAAAUCCUACACACUGGUCCUUUAGAGCUGUAGUUGUUAACUUUCAUAAAGCGCGAAAUGAGAAAAAUAAUCUGUGGAAAAAAAGACACUCCUCUGCCUAGUCUGCCUUGUAGCUAGGGUUGGGCUGAUGGCCAAUGCUAUCGUCAUACUAACCCUCCCCCCAAUCGGUUCGUCCGUCCGUCCACACCAACACUGCGGUGGUGAUUAUAGCAUUGACUUCAUGCUUAGAGCAAAAAUUCUGAUUUAUCUACCAUAUGAACUGUUGGCUGCCAGAUUGGCUAACUGGUACCUUUAUUAGCAACCGAGUUUGUCGCCGCCAUCUAGAAGAUUUGCCACCAUCACUGAUCAAUAUCUGCUGUCAUCCACUGGACCGACUGAUUUUUUUAUUUAAAUUCUUUUUUUGUUUUUUUUUACUCAUGAAUGUAUAAAUAUCAGGGGUUCUGGUAGACAUGUGAAAAAGUGACAAAGCGACGUCCUGAGUAAGUUAUUAAUAACUUACAGAACCAUCGAUGUCAUCCUCCAUUGUGAUGUUUUACUAUGGACAUCCUAAUAUGCCAAUUCAAUAGAUAACGCUCAACUCCUUCUGCUUCUAAUGGCAUUACUGCAGAGAAAGUUUGUGAACCUGCUGCCAUGUUGCAAACAGUUGAGCCGGAAAAAAACACCACCCACCAACCAGAGCAGAACUCUCAUUUUACAGCUAAACAGUACACUAAAAUUUGUUUGUUAAAGCAUUUGUUAAAGCAUUUUGGGUGAUAAAUAGGCAAUGCAGUAACAGUACCUUCCUCCAUAUUUAAUCAGCGCUGCCUAGUUUGACAGCUUGACCACAGUUCACGAGCAGUGAUUGACAGCUGCGUUAGAGACUCCUCUGUGCUGAUUGGUUGUUUUUAGUGAACCACUGUAGAAUCUAGCAAGAGGCAGGAUAACAAAAAGUU